AACAGAAGUAAAAUCUGAAAAAACAAAAUUGGUCCCCUGUCUCCUUUUGGUCACUGGACCUCUCUUUCUUUCUUUCUUCCACCGACACUUUCAUCUCACUUCUCUCUUCAACUCUUCCUUCUCUUCUCCGAUCAUAUCAGUUAUUUUAACUUAAAUAAAACCAGUCUCCUUUCUUUUCCUUUGAAGAAGAUAAAAGAAGAAGAUCAGCAUUUACCUCUAAAAAUAUCCAGGUUUUAAUUGUAAUCUUUUAUAAUUCUGUUUGGCAGAAGCAGUUCUUUGCACAAAAGAAACAAAAAUGGCAGUGGAGAAAAACAACAAAAUGGAUAAUGCGACUGUGAAGCAGAGAAAUAUUGUAUUGGUUGGAAUUAAAAUUGAUGAGAGUGGCAAAGAGAUCUUGAAAUGGGCGCUUGAAGCAGUUGCUGAACAUGGAGACUGUGUUGUUGUUGUUCAUGUUUGUUCAACUUUUCAUAGUGCCUUGAAAAGCAAGUUAGAGUUGGAUCGGUACUUAGAACUUUACAGUGAAUUGUGCUCAACAAAGAAGAUCGAACUCAACGGAGAUGUUUUGAAGGGAAAGUCAGUUCAAGGGGUUUUAGUUAAAGAGGCAAAUAGAUACAACGCUAUGUCCAUUAUUGUUGGAGUUAAACAUCAAAGAAAACUAAGUCUAAAAGUAGCUAAAGGCUGCGCAAAAGAGCUUCCUCCAACAACUGAUGUUUUGGCCAUCUACAGAGGAGAUAUAAUAUUUAGACGUUCCAACCAUUCCCAGCCACCUCUUUCUCAAAACAUAAGUUCAAGACCAAGUUCUGAACAUUCUGAUGGAUUUUCAGACAAAGAACUCAAACUGAAAUCCGAAAAAUCAACGGUUAAAAACAGAGUGCUGCAGAGAACAAGCCAAGAGAAGAGGAGGGUUUCUGGUAGAUCACUUUCUCUUCCAUCAGUGGAGGUAGUGGACCAGAAACCAGGUUGGCCAUUGCUAAGAACAACCACUUCAGCUCCUCCAGUGGUUCCACAUCAGACUCGGAAAAUAUCAGUUGUCAAUUGGGUCAUGAGCUUGCCUGAACGGUUUCCACAUCAUACUUCUCAACCAAGCUUUUGUGAUUCACAUCUUAAAGACAUACUAAAGGAAAUAAAUAAAUGGUUUAGCUAUGAUGUUCUUAAAACAGCAACAUCAGGUUUCUCUUCAGAGAAUCUAAUUGGAAAAGGAGGAUGUAACGAAGUCUACAAAGGGGUUCUUGAAGAUGGGAAAGCAGUGGCGGUGAAGAUCUUGAAAUCAUCUGGAAAAGAAGAAGCAGUGAAGGAUUUUGUUCAAGAAGUGAGCAUAAUCUCUUCUUUGAAUCACCAAAACAUCUCUCCUUUAAUCGGUGUCUGCGUCCAAUAUGAUGACCUUAUCUCUGUUUACAAUCUCGCAUCCAGAGGAAGUUUGGAGGAGACCCUUCAGGGUAAGCAUGUAUUGACAUGGGAAGCGAGAUUCAAGAUAGCAAUUGGGUUAGGGGAAGCUCUUGAUUAUCUUCAUAACCAAUGUUCUAAUCCUGUCAUCCACAGAGAUGUCAAAUCUUCUAAUGUUCUUCUCUCAGAUGAGUUAGAACCUCAGCUGUCGGAUUUCGGACUCUCGAUGUGGGGAUCAAAGUCUUGUUUAUACACAAUACAAAGAGACGUGGUGGGCACGUUUGGAUACCUAGCUCCUGAAUACUUCAUGUACGGAAAGGUCAGCAACAAAGUUGAUGUUUAUGCCUUUGGAGUAGUUUUGCUUGAACUCAUAUCAGGAAGAACUACUAUUUCUUCUGAUAGCCCAAGAGGACAGGAGAGUUUGGUCAUGUGGGCAAAACCGGUUAUAGAAAAAGGUGCUGCAAAAGAGCUCUUGGAUACGAACAUUUCAGGGAAUUUCGAUGAGGCUCAGUUUCAGAAAAUGGUUCUUGCUGCUAAAUAUUGUCUUACAAGAGCAGCUACUCAUCGUCCCAAUAUCAGAGAGAUACUCAAGCUGCUAAAAGGAGAAGAUGAAGUAGAGAAAUGGGUGAAGAAAGUAGAAGAAGAUGAUGACUGUUUCGACGACGAGGUUUACCCAAAUUCAAACAAAGAACUACACUUGAGCCUUGCAAUGCUCGACAUCGAGGAUAAUGACUCUAUUUCAGUUGGCAGCUUGGAGAGAAGUAACAAUAGCCUAUUUUCUUCUUCUCCAUCUCAGGAGCUUCAGUCUUGAUUAGGGUUUUCUUAGUCUCUCGAGUUUGCUUGAGGAUUACGUCAUCUUCCAUGGUGUCUGCAAUCAAAUCAAUCUAGCUAUCCACUACUCUGACUUUGGCUUUUGCAACCAUUGUCGGAAAAGUGUUUUUUUCUUUCUUUUGGGUAUAGAUGAGAGGAGGUAAUAAGACUUCCAAAAUAAUGAUUAAAGUGUUCGAAUUAAAAUAAAAAGAUUAAAGUGUUCA
Messenger RNA from Raphanus sativus (radish), 2417 nucleotides. RefSeq names its product protein kinase STUNTED. Gene Ontology annotation, molecular function: ATP binding; protein kinase activity. The transcript has 11 exons. Gene Ontology annotation, biological process: protein phosphorylation. Bases 296 to 2194 code for a protein of 632 amino acids. Lineage: Eukaryota; Viridiplantae; Streptophyta; Magnoliopsida; Brassicales; Brassicaceae. The record is from RefSeq and is a predicted model, not a curated record.